Messenger RNA from Phytophthora sojae, 2595 nucleotides. RefSeq lists its product as hypothetical. Gene Ontology annotation, cellular component: endoplasmic reticulum. The record is from RefSeq and is a predicted model, not a curated record. Gene Ontology annotation, molecular function: phosphatidylinositol deacylase activity. NCBI's taxonomy places the organism in Eukaryota, Oomycota, Peronosporomycetes, Peronosporales, Peronosporaceae. The transcript has 3 exons. Gene Ontology annotation, biological process: GPI anchor metabolic process; endoplasmic reticulum to Golgi vesicle-mediated transport. Bases 1 to 2595 code for a protein of 864 amino acids.
AUGGCUGCGCGUCGGCUGCUGCUGCCCCUGCUGGCGCUCUGCAGCGUGGCGCUGACCGCUCUAUACGUGGCGGACGUGGUGCGCACCAAGCAGCUCGAGUCGGCGUGCGAGAUGACGUGGUCCUGGCCCGUGUACUCGCCCGUGACGUGGCGCUCCGCCCCCAAGCACGCCAAGUACGGCCUCUUCCGCGUGGACAUGAAGGUCGAGCGCCAGGCGCUGGGCGGCGUGCCCGUGCUCUUCGUGCCCGGCCACAUGGGCAGCUACAAGCAGGCGCGCUCGCUGUCGCGCCACCUCUGGGACGCGGACGAGACGCUCUUCGACCUGUUCGCGCUCGACUUCAACGAGGAGCCCACGGGGCUCAGCGGGGACUUUGUGGCCGAGCAGGCGGCGUUCCUCAACGACGCAGUGAGGUCCAUUCUGAGGGAGUACAAGCGCCAGAGCAAGAGCAAGAGUAAGAAGAACAAGCAGCUGGUGAUCCCGGACAGCGUCGUCGUUGUGGCCCACUCCAUGGGCGGCAUUGUGGCCCGCACGGCGGAGCUGCUGCCCAACUACAAGCGCCGCUCGAUCCAGCACGUCGUGGCUCUGGGCGUGCCCUAUGAGGCGCCUUCUUUCCCGUUCGACGCGGAGAUGAACGCGCUCUACGAGCGCAUGCAGACCAAGAAGACGAGGAAUGAUGACGUGGUGUACGUGUCUGUCGCUGGAGGACACAAGGAUACGCUCGUGCAGACGUCGUUGACGGGAGUGGACACGGUGGCGGACCCGUCGAGGGCCUUUGUGGCUCUGGCGUCGGCCAUCCCGGCGGUGCACACGCCUGUGGACCACUUCUGCUUGUUGUGGUGCCAUGAAUUGCUGAAAGUUGUGGCGGAGAGUCUGUACAAGGCGGUGGAUCUGGAGACCAGGGAACUCGUGAGUGACCCGAGUGUGAGACUUGCAGUUGCCAAGGAGAUCGCGCUGAAUGUUUCGCUGCACCGCAGCUACGUGCAGGAUGGCUACUACCCUGGCGAGUAUGCGCAGUAUGCGAUGAUUCUCCCGCAGUUCUUGACGAACCUGCUGCGCACGCGGUUUAUGACCAUGAUCGUCAUCAUGUACGCGCUGGCGCUGCAGAUUUUCUACGCCCAAGUCGCGCAGUGGCAGAGCCGUUUUAACCUGCAGUCGACGUCGUCGCCUCAAGACCUGAGUCAAGACAACUUCCCGUCGUUCACGUCCAUGCUGCACCCUGCGGCACACGUUCCUGCUUUCGUGAAAAACAGCAUGACUUUGGUCUCGGACGCGUUGCACGGAAGAUCGUUCUUGGGGUUGAGCAAGACCACAACAGCGGUUAUUAUCCUGUACGCCUACGCACUGGGUUUGCUGUACGCGAUCACGAAGCUGUUCUCGCUCCUGCAGCGGUUUAUUGUGUCACCGAUCGUAUCCGUUCUGGAGAGCGUCACUGAUCGAGUUAACCUUCGUCGAUGGAUGAUUAUCGCAAUUAUCCACGGACUUGCUCAACUUCUUGGACAACUCAACGGCUCGGCUUCGUCGAAGGUGUUGGCGCUGGCAGUCCUCGCAUCGUUCGGCGUGUUUAUCGUGUACUUGCUUGCGCUGGGCGGAAAUACCGAUGGCACGUCGGAUCCGCAACGCAUGAAGCGCUCGCUAUUCGCCGUGCUGCUGCUCUCCAUUUUCCCAUGGGUAGGAAAGGUGGCAUACUUUGCCAGCAUUGUGCGAUGGCCGCGCUCGGAGCUCUCGAAUGAUCUGCUGGUUGAAGGUGGAUCCUGCAUCACCGUUUUGAGCCUGUUCACGUAUGUCAUCGGCCUAUCGCUGGACUGCAUGAUUCCGCUGCCUCCGACGGCUUUCUUUGGUGCGUCGUCGGGACAAGAUGCAGCAUCAGUGUACGGUAAAUCAUCUAGCAGUUCCGGAGCCAGCGUCAAGAUCACGGCUGAAAACUGCCCGAAGUGCAUCUUCGAGGAUGGUGGACCUGGAGCCAUUCUGGAAGAAUACAGCGACCGCACCACUCGCCGUGUCGUGGCGGGUAAGACUGGCGAGGUGGUGUAUGUUGGCCCCACGUUCCGGGUCGUCUCAUGCGAUUGCGUGUACCGAUUCAAGAACUCGCGGGAUUUCUGCGACUUCUGUGUGCGGUCUUGCCGCCUGUGCGGAGGCGGCAAUGGCAACUUCCAAGAGGCAGCCAAGUACAAGGACUUCUUGGAAGAGAGCAAGGUGGACUUGGCCAUGCAUGCUCUUGUUCCGAUGGUUUUCCAGAUUUGCGCCGCAGUUCAGGCCACCUACGGCUUGUAUCGGGCUCACCUAUCGUUCUACCUCACGCCGGUGUGUGUUCUAGCGCUGAUCAUCUAUCACAUCGUUCUUCGCCACCCCAUCGAGGCGCGGCGGAUCAAGAACAAGCAGCGCAACAAAACCAAGAAGAAAAAGUCGUCAAGCAAGUCGAAGAGCAAGUCAACCACGACCACUACGACGACGACGACCUCCAGCUCUACCACCAGCACCAGUACCACCAGCGAGGCCACCUCUCGCAACAAGAAGAAAAAGAAACGCAAAUCGGGAACGUCGUCUACUUCCUCUGCCUCGUCACCGCUGAUAGAAGAGGUCUCUACCUCGUCCUAG